GUCAUAAGUCAAAUGUCGUACGUGCGACCGUGUUGUCUUCCAAUUAGUUUUGAAAUGACGCCAAACGUGUUCCAGGACGAAUCCAAUGACGAGAAAGAGCCAAGGGGCCUUCCGAAAUUGGUCGCACCUCAGGCGGACUCUCAUCGGUUCGACAUUUCUUACUUUACCGUUGUGCUAUUUUUAUACUGGCACACAGCUGCUGUCUAUGGACUCUACCUCUGUUGCACAUCAGCUCGUUGGUCUACUGUCUUUUACGCUGCUAUUAUGACCGAGCUGUCAACCCUAGGCAACUUUUGCGGAGCUCAUCGUCUCUGGUCCCACAAGAGUUUCAAGGCUAAGGUACCGCUGGAAAUAAUCCUGGUGAUCCUUCAAACGCUGGGUGGUCAGAACUCCGUUUAUACUUGGGUUCGGGACCAUCGAAUACACCACCGCUAUAGUGACACCGAUGCCGAUCCGCAUAAUGCUACCAGGGGAUUUUUUUACUCACACAUCGGCCACGCAUUCGUCCAUAAACAUCCUGAAGUCAAAAGGCGAGGAAAAGAUAUAGACAUGUCUGAUAUAUUGGGCAACCCUUUGUUAGCGUUUCAAAAAAGAUACGCGUUACCAGUAUUUGUUCUAAUAGGCUACAUAAUACCCACCGCCAUCCCCAUGUAUUUUUGGAAUGAAACCUUCAAAGUCGCCUUCCAUGUAAAUAUUUUGCGGUUCAUUCUUAGCUUGAACUAUACUUGUUUGAUAAACAGCGCAUCACACAUGUUUGGAUAUAGACCUUAUGACAAAAAGGUUAUGGCCACGGAGAACCUGUCUGUAAUGUUGAUGACUCUUGGCGAAGGUUCUCACAACUACCACCACGUUUUCCCCUGGGAUUAUAGAGCUGCGGAGUUUGGUAGUUGGCUUAAUUUCUCAAAGGCCUUCAUUGACUUUUUCGCUUGGAUUGGCUGGGCAUAUGAUUUGAAGAUUGUUGAUCAGAAAUCUGUCGCUGAUAGAAUGAAGCGGACUGGAGAUGGAAUAUUUAGAAACGUGAUAUUUUGAAUGAUAAAACCACCACUCGACGACAACACCAGAAAUCGGUGACGGUAAAUGGAAUGGAUUUUAACUAAAUUCACAGGUAUAGUAGGAAGGUAUAGUAGGAAUAGUAGGAAGCGAAUAAUGUUCUGGGUGGCUAGCCGAAUGGCACAAUCGCUCACGAAACGCUCACGAAACGAAGCGCUAGUAGAUAUCUAUCUCUAUCGCGCUUGCGUA
Messenger RNA from Leguminivora glycinivorella, 1239 nucleotides. RefSeq names its product acyl-CoA Delta(11) desaturase-like. Bases 13 to 1029 code for a protein of 338 amino acids. The record is from RefSeq and is a predicted model, not a curated record. Gene Ontology annotation, cellular component: endoplasmic reticulum membrane. Gene Ontology annotation, biological process: unsaturated fatty acid biosynthetic process. Lineage: Eukaryota; Metazoa; Arthropoda; Insecta; Lepidoptera; Tortricidae. The transcript has 4 exons. Gene Ontology annotation, molecular function: iron ion binding; stearoyl-CoA 9-desaturase activity.